CAUUAAUUGAUAGUAAUUGUAUUAUUUAGUAAUUCUACCCGACGACAUGUCAUUUGAAACUCAUCUUAACGAAACGUCUUUAGUGUCGUCUUGUCAUGUAAUUUACGAUUUUUAUUGGGGGGCUUGAACGCUGCGCUAGCAUUCAUCUGACGGAAGUGAAUUCGUCAUCAUUGUCCCUACUCGCUACGAGGUUUUAACAAAAUGACUCAAGCUCCAAAAAGCGGCUCGGUCGUCGUCGCCGAUUGGCACCGAUGCAAAGACAGCAAAGAAUACUUCAGCAAGAUACUAUACAAGAAGAAACGCAAGCAUUUUGGUCUAUUGGAGUCCCCGGUGAUGCCGCCACACAUCCCUGUGGACACGGUCCACUAUAAGAUCGUCCUGUCUGGCAAGAGUGGAGUGGGUAAAAGUACUCUCGCAGCACGCCUUGCUGGACAAACAAUACCCAGCAUGCACUACGAGACCACAGGCAUUGAGACGACAGUGGUUUACUGGCCAGUCAAGUUAAAAGAAAGUGGCAGAGUGCUCUUCUUCCGUUUCCAGUUGUGGGAUUGCGGAGAAAAUGCCUUGCGACGAUUCGACCAUCUGCUCCCAGCUUGUAAGGAGAAAGUGGAUGCCGUUGUCUUUCUUUUCUCCUUCACUGAUAGAACAUCUUUUGAUGACCUUGAUAAUCAAAUUACAAAGUGGAAAGAAUCAUCUGGGGGCCCAGCUGUGACUUUGGUGAUCGGCACAAAAUUUGACCAGUUCAUGCACUGUGAUGUCUCAGAGGAGGACGUGAGAAACUUCCAGGAAACGUGGCAGCUAGCAGUGCUGCGCACAGGCGGCGGGGAGGUGGGCGACGGGCUGGAUGCCGCCGCACCUCUCCUCAACAGCCUGGCAGAGAAUCUAUGGAAUCAAGAUUGCAUCAUGGCUGGGCACCAGAUGCAGCAGCAGACAGCAAGUUCGACUUUGGAAUAGUAGAACUAUUAAAAAGUUUAGUUUUUUUUCCUGAAGAACACUUUCUCCCUUAAUAUAAUUUCUUUGCCACUUUUACAAUUAAAAUGAAUUUAAUGUUUUA
Molecule: messenger RNA, 1054 nt
Organism: Syngnathus typhle (broad-nosed pipefish)
Lineage: Eukaryota; Metazoa; Chordata; Actinopteri; Syngnathiformes; Syngnathidae
Gene: cplane2
Product: ciliogenesis and planar polarity effector 2
Exons: 5
Coding region: 202-954 (250 amino acids)
Molecular function (GO): GTPase activity; GTP binding
Source: RefSeq, a predicted model, not a curated record